Messenger RNA from Psylliodes chrysocephalus, 1056 nucleotides. The record is from the annotation of a GenBank genome assembly. NCBI's taxonomy places the organism in Eukaryota, Metazoa, Arthropoda, Insecta, Coleoptera, Chrysomelidae.
ACUAAUAAAAGUUCAAACAUUUCUGAGCCAAAACUAAUGGAAAAAAAUAAUUCUUCUGAUACGAUUUUAAAUGUAGAUGCUAUAAAAAUCACAUAUCUGGAGAAAAUUUUAGAAGAAAAAGAGAGAACUAUAGCCAACCAAGUAAUAGCUAUACAAUCACUUACUCAACAAGUUGACCUAUUAAAGCAUAUGAUCCCUCUGUUUUCUGUACCUACACCACAUGAAGAUACACUCCAUGAUCACUCAGGAACUGAUGAGCAUAGAAAACCCAUCUGUCAACACCCUGUUCAAACGGACAAAAAAAAUAAUACCAUUCCUAAAACAUCUGUGGCACAAGCCUUGCAUAACGCUGAAACACUUCGAGUUUGCAACUCCAUUAUAAAUUUAAAUGAUGAUUCCAGUCAAGAUCAAAAUCCCUCAAAUACUCCAAAAUGGCCUACUUACUUUGCUCACCAAAUGUCCCAUCAGAGAUCUGUGCAUAGAAAUUCACAAAAUUACACAACUCGAGACAAUAAUAAUAAAAGAAGCACAAAAAGCUUAUUGGUGGGAACUUUACAACAUUCUGGAGAAUGCUCACUUAGAGCAUCACAAAAGGCUUUCGAGCCUCCGUUAGUCCAUAAGUCAAAAGUAAAUUCCUAUCAUGCCACUAAUUUUGAAGUAAAUACAUCGGACCUGGAAUUGUCUUCGCACCUGGCACAGUUCGCUCCAAACGUUAAAGUUGAAAAACUUAACGCUCGACGCCCCGAUGAUUAUGCAUCCUUCAAGAUCUCUCUACCAUCAGAUGAGUCUCAGGCCCUAAUGGACAGCAAAAUAUGGCCCUAUGGAGUAGUGUUAAAUCAUUUUUUUCCAUCAAAAAAACUUAUCGGGUUCAAAGACUAGUGCCUCUUUAGAAGAUCCAUUACGUAAAGAUUUGUUACAUGAAAAUUCUAAUUCGGGUAACUCUGAAUACUCUAUACUCCACAUUAAUGUCCAAAGUAUUAGCAACAAAGUGGACGAACUACUUAUUUAUUUGUGUAAAAAUCCAUUUGAUAUAUUUUGUAUUUCUGAACAUUGGCU